Somion occarium is the source of this 1434-nucleotide messenger RNA. The record is from the annotation of a GenBank genome assembly. NCBI's taxonomy places the organism in Eukaryota, Fungi, Basidiomycota, Agaricomycetes, Polyporales, Cerrenaceae.
UCCUCAAGAAUUUGUGGCGUAGCUCGGUCAAUACGGGCGUUGGUAUUAAAGUCGUUCGAGGGAUGAAAGAGGGUCCUCUUCACCUUGGCAUCUUCCUAACUCAUAAUGACCGCUUCUCGCGCAUUGAUGUGGGGCGUCAUCUGCCUCGCGUUUUCUAACUUUUAUUAUGUGGUGAACGCUGCCAAAUGCACUCAUCCAGUGGUCAGAAGAGAGUGGCGUACUCUAUCAAUCGCUGAGAAGGCCGAAUGGAUCAGAGCGGUCAAGUGCUUGACAACAUUACCGCACACGGAUGCCUUGACGCCCCUCGUGAACCCCUCCGACAUCCCGCCCGUCAAUACAUCUGGAUCCUACUACGAUGAUUUCGUUUAUAUCCACAUGGACCUAAACACGCAUAUUCACAGCACGGGUUUGUUUCUGCCAUGGCACCGGUGGUACGUCUCAGUGUACGAAGUUGCGCUCAAGGAGAAAUGCGGCUUCAAGGGCGUUUCUCCAUACUGGAACUGGAGCAUGGAUGCGUCGGACUUUGAGCACGGCACUAUCUUUCAGGAAUCCGACCGUGAAAUUGGACUAGGCGGAUGGGGCGACCCGUCCAAAGACUUCUCCGUGACAGAUGGCGCAUUUUAUGAUUUUACGCUUUCAUAUCCGUCUCCGCACAUCCUCCGGCGCAAUUUCACCCUCCAACCCUACAUUGGAUUUGGGGACCAAGAAAUUUUCACGGACCCCGCGAAAUAUGCCAACACUAGCUUUACGUUCUCAGAGAUGCGAAAGUUGACUACUGGUUAUGAGGGGGACUUCAAGGGCUUCCAGAAAUACUUUGAGGCUACCGAAGGUGCGCAUGGAUCAGUUCAUCUGAUCAUGGGAGGUGAUCUUGGUGGGUCAUGUCCAGCAAGUGCUAUAAACUGCACUGGUGGCCCCACUUUCUCUGCAAACGAACCUAUGUUCUGGCUACAUCAUGCGAUGGUGGACAAGGUUUGGUACGAUUGGCAGCGAAAACAUGCCGUCAAUUUCUGGGCGUACGAGGGAGGGUCUGUGCAGAACUUGACCUCUCUCGCUGCCAUCGACGAGUAUCCUAAUGGCAUGCCGCCUGCGCUAUCGCUCAAUUCCAUAAUUCCAUCUGACGGGUUGUUCCCUGAGGUCACAAUUGCAGACGUGUUUAAUACGACGGGAGGCUAUCUCUGCUACGUGUAUGAAUGAAUGAUACCUAUUGUGAACUUCCUAGACUAAACCUUUUGGUGUACUGAAGAUGUUGUAUUCCAACUUGUUCUGGUAUUCUAUUUAGCGUUGUAUGGCAUACAUUUGAAUCAGAGCAAUGUUGUUCAAUGGUCCCUUCCUUUAUCGCUCAAGCUCCUUCAGUAUUUACCCUUGCUACGAGUUACAGGGUCAUCGACGGAGUGUUUGUUUGCUUGUGUUAGCAUCUAAAGUGAUUGCCUUAUU